Molecule: messenger RNA, 1607 nt
Organism: Bubalus bubalis (water buffalo)
Lineage: Eukaryota; Metazoa; Chordata; Mammalia; Artiodactyla; Bovidae
Gene: TRIM54
Product: tripartite motif containing 54
Exons: 9
Coding region: 371-1471 (366 amino acids)
Molecular function (GO): zinc ion binding
Source: RefSeq, a predicted model, not a curated record
UCCUCUCUGGGGAGUGAGAGGCAAACAGCGCUGCCCACAGAGUGGACAAGAGGGGUUUGGGAAACAGAAGGAGAAGUUUCCAGGGACAGAGCCAUUCAGGGAGAGAGGACGAGAAAAAGCUACGUGUGCCUGGCCAGGGUACAGAGCAGAAACUAAGGCGAGGCAGAGAAGUGUCUGAAAACAGCUAUCUAAGGACAAGGCAAAUUGUUUUGAGGAAGGGACAGGAGACAUAGAGCUGUUUCAGGAGUGAGCAACAGAAGGGAACGCAAAGAGUCGGAAGACUGCCGAAAGUACACGAGGAAGGGUCCAGAGGCAGUGAGAGCAGGCUGAGACCAGGGCCGAGGCCAGGGUAGGCACAGUCGCUGAGGGGAUGAACUUCACGGUGGGUUUCAAGCCGCUGCUAGGGGAUGCACACAGCAUGGACAACCUGGAGAAGCAGCUCAUUUGCCCCAUCUGCCUGGAGAUGUUCUCCAAACCGGUGGUGAUCCUACCCUGCCAGCACAACCUGUGCCGCAAGUGUGCCAACGAUGUCUUCCAGGCCUCGAACCCUCUGUGGCAGUCCCGGAGCUCCACCACUGUGUCUUCGGGGGGCCGUUUCCGCUGCCCAUCUUGCAGGCACGAGGUGGUCCUGGAUCGACAUGGCGUCUACGGCCUGCAGCGGAACCUGCUCGUGGAGAACAUUAUCGACAUUUACAAGCAGGAGUCCUCCCGGCCACUGCAUUCCAAGGCUGAGCAGCACCUCAUGUGUGAGGAGCAUGAAGACGAGAAGAUCAAUAUCUACUGUCUGAGCUGUGAAGUGCCCACCUGCUCUCUCUGCAAGGUCUUUGGUGCCCACAAGGACUGUGAGGUGGCCCCACUGCCCACCAUUUACAAACGUCAGAAGAGUGAGCUCAGCGAUGGCAUCGCGAUGCUGGUGGCCGGCAAUGACCGUGUGCAAGCAGUGAUCACACAGAUGGAGGAGGUGUGCCAGACCAUCGAGGAAAACAGCCGGAGGCAGAAGCAGUUGCUGAACCAGAGGUUUGAGGGCCUGUGUGCAGUGCUGGAGGAGCGGAAGGGUGAGCUGCUGCAGGCGCUGGCCCGGGAGCAGGAGGAGAAGCUGCAGCGAGUCAGGGGCCUCAUCCGCCAGUACGGAGACCACCUGGAGGCCUCCUCUAAGCUGGUGGAGUCUGCCAUCCAGUCCAUGGAGGAGCCGCAGAUGGCGCUCUACCUGCAGCAGGCCAAGGAGUUGAUCAAUAAGGUCGGGACGAUGUCGAAGGUGGAGCUGGCCGGCCGGCCAGAGCCGGGCUAUGAAAGAAUGGAUCAAUUCACCGUGAGCGUGGAGCAUGUGGCCGAAAUGCUGAGGACCAUCGACUUCCAGCCAGGCACUUCUGGGGAGGAAGAGGAUGAGGAGGUCGCGGUAGAAGGGGAAGAGGGCAACGCAGGACCAGAGGAAGAGCGGACGGAUGGGCGGGAAAGCACAGGCCAGCACUGACUCGCUCCUGUUGCGGAUCCUGCGCACCUGGGCGCUCGGAUGGUGAACGACCUGAGCAGAGACCACCGUACCACCCAGCCCGGCGCCCCGCCGCGGGGGAGGGGCUCAAUAAAGCGCUAAUGCGUCCCGACCCGCA